CCGUUCUGUGGACUGUCCUUUCCUCCCUGUCCCCAGGGUGUGUCUGUGUAUGAUCCGCUUCCAGUCCAUCACCUCUCUGGCUGAAGAUGGCGGAUCGAGCUGAGAUGUUUUCUCUCUCCACCUUCCACUCCCUUUCCCCCCCAGGCUGCAGGCCAUCACAGGACAUCAGUUUGGAAGAAUUUGAUGAUGAGGAUUUGUCAGAAAUUACAGAUGACUGUGGAAUUGGACUGAACUAUGACUCAGAUCACUGUGACAAGGAAGGACUUGGCUUUGGAAGAUGCGAUCCUUCCCGCGCUAUCUGCACCUUUCAGGAGGAUUUCCAGGAAUUUGAAAUGAUCGAUGAGGAAGAUGAUGAAGAGGAAGAGGAAGAAGAGGAGGAACUCCAGCCACAAGAAAGUAAAAAACAAGAUGAGUCACCUCCAUCUCCAAGUCCCUCUCCUCUUCCACCUGAAGAUUUACUGAAAAAUAGGCCAUGCACUCUGAGACUUACUGCCCCUCGCACACAGGACACACUUAACAACAACGGUGGAUUCAUUUCUCAGAGUGACAGCUGGGCAGAUCCUGAGAGAAAUGAGACCGAACUGGUAUCCCAUACCCAGGUUACUCAGUGUGAAGUAGACUCUCACAAAGAAGCUGACAGUUACAACAAUGAAACAGAGCUGGAGAGUAAAGAAGUAAUUGAUGUGUCUACAGUAGCACCUGACACCAAUCACCGUUACAGCUAUGGUGACUCAUGGCCUUCAGAUCCUGAGUUUAGGGUAUCUACACCACCCCUAGAGAAUGUGGAGGAUCUGAGUCCUGAUCAGAGAGAGAGCACACGGGGUCAUCCAUCCAAUUCUUCUAAUGAAACUACAUCUCCAUCUUCAGAUCCUGGAAUUGAGGCAGAUCUCACUAGUCGAAAUAGGUAUGUGCCAGCUGGACACAGCAACCAGGAUCUAAGCUCUCCUGGCUCUGAUUCAGAUAUAGAAGGGGAAAUAGAAGCAGCAUUUGCUUGUGAAGGUGGAAGACUUGUGAGCAACAUGAUCUCAUCAAUAUCAGAAACAGAGCUAGAUUUGACUAGUGAGUCAAGCAGUGGAAGGUCCUCUCACCUCACCAACUCCAUUGAAGAGGCUAGUUCCCCAACCUCUGAUCCAGAACCAGAUCCCAUUGGACAGGGAGGCUUUCAUGGUCUAAAAGAAUCCAUCUUACUUGACAAGGAAGAGGAGAGAGGUUCUAUAAUGAUGGAGCCUGAGGAGAAAUACAGUGCAUGGCAUGUAAAUGAAGAAGGUUUUGGCCAGGUGGAAGCUGAUCAAAAUAAAGAACGUAGUAUGGAAAGUAUUAGAAGAUCCUUUUACUUACCAGUUGGUCCCAAGUUAAUGCCAGAAACAGAUGUACACAGUGAAUAUGACUCAGAUUCAGAAUCUGAAGCUGAUCUGAGUGAAGAUUCAGAUUCUCCUUGGCUGCUUAGUAACCUGGUUAAUAAGAUGAUUUCUGAAGGCUCAUAUCCUAUAACCUGCCCAGACGAAUGCCUUCAGAGGCAGACAAGCCCAUCAUGUGACACACUUUCUCCUGCCUCUGAGUUAGAUCCUGAGACUGUUGGGCCAGAGAUAGAGGCUGACCUUUCCACUCCCAAUGAUUCUCCAAAGGAAGUAGCUGAAGAGCAACAGAGCAUAGAGCUGGUGGAUAUGGAGACUCUGCAACACUCUCUAAGCCAUCAUGAUAGAGAAGAAAGUGGCCCUGGUUUGUAUGUUCUGCAUGAUUCAUGUGACACAGUUACUCCAAUUUUUGAAGGCCUUCCCCUGCAUCUGGAGGGAUUAUCUCAUGCAGCUAAAUGUCGAUCUCAAUCUCCAAGGCAUCUUACUGAAAAGAAAACUUGGUCUAGAACUGAAGAAAUUUUACAGGAGCAAAGGGAAGGCUGGGACAUUGACCGGGACUUGGAUUCUGGAAUUCUGGAAGAUAAUGACCUAUGUGAUGAUCUAUGUCAAGAACUGGACCAAAAUCAGCCAACAAUCGACAUUUCGACAGCCAAAACUAAUCGUGGUUUUAACCUAGAAUAUUCUGUUGAAGAUGAUGAAGGCAUUCCCUAUUACAGAAGCCUGAAGGGUUCUCCCUACCAGAAUUGUGGGGAUGAAGAAUCCUUUUUGCAGAACCAUACAGCUGAAUCACGGCUUAUGGAUGAUUCUUUGGCUUAUGACUCAAUGAAAUAUACACUGGUGGUGGAUGAGCACACUCAGCUGGAACUAGUUAGCCUUCAGAGAUGUACUUCAAUAUUAAGUGAUGGUAGUGACCUCCUGAGAGCUUGCGAUAAUUGUGAUUUGGAGGAAGAUGAAUUUGGAGAUGAAGUUGAAAUUCAAGAACAUGAAUCUUCAUCAGAAGACUCAUCACCAGAGCCCAAUAUGCCUUUUUCCAAGAAGUUCCUCAACGUCUUUGUAAACAGCACAUCACGGUCAUCAAGCACUGAAUCAUUUGGCUUAUUCUCUUGUGUAUUAAAUGGAGAAGAGCGAGAGCAGACACACCGAGCUGUUUUCAGGUUUAUUCCUCGUCAUGAAGAUGAGCUUGAACUGGAUGUUGAUGACCCAUUAUUGGUGGAAUGUGAGGACGGUUCUUGGUGUCAUGGCUAUAACAUGAGAACAGGAGAGAGAGGGAUCUUUCCUUCAUUUUAUGCCCAUGAGGUCGUCUGUCCUGUAAAGGAGAAUGUUGUUCUCAAAGGAAACUCUCCCUGGGUUCAGAUGUUUGAUGUGCAGUUUUUGGGUUCUGUGGAAGUUCCACAUCAUCAAGGCAAUGGUAUCCUAUGUGCAGCUAUGCAAAAGAUUGCAACUGCAAGGAAACUGACAGUACACCUGAGACCGCCCGCCAGUUGUGAACUGGAGAUUUCCCUGCGGGGUGUCAAACUCAUUCUAAGAGGAAAUGACAGGCCAGAGGAUGAGCGCUGCAGUCAUUUCUUCCAGAUGAAGAAUAUUUCCUUUUGUGGUUGUCAUCCACGUAACAGCUGCUAUUUCGGCUUCAUCACGAAACAUCCUGUUCUCAAUCGAUUUGCGUGCCAUGUCUUUGUUUCCCAGGAUUCAAUGCGACGCGUAGCCGAAUGUGUGGGACGAGCUUUCCAAGAAUUCUACCAGGAACACGUGGAGUUCAGUUGCCCCACAGAAGAUAUUUACUUGGAGUAACCAAGGGGUUGUAGAUAUUAAGGGUGGGAUUCUUGGGGUAUAAAUAUAUAUACAAGUCUCAAUGUCAUCAUCACCCAGCCAGGACAGCAGAGGCAAUGAGCCUGCAUGAACCCUGACAUCCCCCAGCCACACAAUCUUUAAUAAGAACUAUAUCAUUUCAUUGGUACAGGACAUCUCACAUUAACCCCUUUCCUACAGCAAACUGCAGAGAAUCUCCUGUACCCCUUCUAUUUCUUCUCACUUUACCCACUCACCUGCUGUAAAAUUGCUAGCACUUUGCAUUAACUCCUGACCAAUUUUGCAGUGCCUCUCAGAUUAAUCCUUUUCUUGCUUUAGACAGUAGAGCAUGUUGGGUUAACAAUUUCCCUAAAUGAUAAUUUAGAGCUUCUAAACUGAACAGCUCAUAUAUUAGAGACUGGGAAGAAUUGAGGUAAUCCUUUCAGGCUCCGAACCAGCAGAGCACCUGAAAUGACCCACAUUCCUUGCCGCACACUUCACUUUAUCUAAUGCCUCGCUGCAGACCAGCAGAGAGUUUGAUGUUAGCUUCCUUUCUAGAGCACACCUUGAGAGCAUGUAUAUGAACCUCUACAGAGCUUCUUUAGCAGUCACCCUGGCAGUUUCUCUGGUAAUGUGCAGGUGUGCCUUUUUUUAAACAUAAAAUAUUGGACAAAACUGCAGCUCAUUACUCUAAAAGCCCUCCUACAUUUUCUGGUACGUGGAUAAUUGUUUUGCUUUUGGCAGUAAGCUGAGGCUCAACACUUUAUCUAUUCUAUGGGUCUCCCUUUUACCAUAAAAGCAAGUACAUCAUAGUCAUUUCUGCUUCCCAUAGCUAAAAUCUGUUUCGUAAACUGUAAAUUGGAUCUCAUUGUUGUGUGGUCAACUAUCAUCCCCAGUACCCAGUGGUCGCUUUAUAAUCUGGAGGACAGAAGCAGCUCUCUUUGAUGACAGAAGUAAGGAGUAGAAGAAUAUUCAUAAAUUACUAAUUUCUUGCUCAUGUUUGUCAAACUUAGUACUGUUGCUGAGAGUAACAGCGUCCGCCAUUACAGUGUAUUCUGUACUGUUACAAAUGUGUGUAAUAGCUGGUGUAUUUGAUGAGAAAAGCAUUAUUUUAGUUGUCACUUGAGAUGAGACAUAGUGAGUUUCUUUGGAGGAGUUCAGCUUCCGUUAGUUAUGAUCAGCAUAUCAUUUGAUAACUGUCCCUCUCACAUGCUAGUAAUCAGCAGCUUUCUGCUUUGUUCCUCCCAUUCGUGCGCUAGCACCUGCCUGUCAUACCCUACUGUUGUUCUGACACUGACCUUUCUAUGCCAAACCUGCAGUGAAGGGGUUAAUGGCAUGAAGAUUCAGACUGUACAGCAUGAAGAUAAUGUAGACACUAGGUGCAUAGAGACUAUACCCUCACUAUAUCAACAGGUGUCGCUCGAGUCGAGUGGCUCCUAAAGUCAUAACAUGAAUAUCAUGGAAAAACAUUCAUGGAAUUGGUUUGUUGAUAAGGGAGAGUUAACAUUUUCUUUAUGUUAAAAA
Messenger RNA from Nanorana parkeri, 4664 nucleotides. RefSeq names its product mitogen-activated protein kinase 8 interacting protein 2 (gene MAPK8IP2). Gene Ontology annotation, biological process: regulation of JNK cascade. Lineage: Eukaryota; Metazoa; Chordata; Amphibia; Anura; Dicroglossidae. Gene Ontology annotation, molecular function: protein binding. The transcript is spliced from 12 exons. The record is from RefSeq and is a predicted model, not a curated record. Bases 87 to 3143 code for a protein of 1018 amino acids. Gene Ontology annotation, cellular component: cytoplasm.